AUGGAUGAGAACUCAGUCGCUUACUCCCCACUAGAACGUGUAAGACCGGAUUUUUUGUCAUAUGAAACAACCUCUCAGUUUUCAACUGCGUCAUACUUACUGCCCAAGUUCACUCCCGAAAGCGAUGGGUCCGUUUUGGAUCGAUCAGCCGCCGGAGCUAUUACACCUAGAACUCUCACGCAUGGGACGAAAGCAUCUGAUUUCUCAGACGUUUCGGAAUACCUGCGGUCUGCGUAUCACAAACAUCAAACUAGCCGAACUGACCUUAUAGCAGCCUUAGUCGACUUGAACGACCCAAUACUUACUGCACUAGCUAACCGUUGUCUCCACACAAACCUGCCUACCCACAAUCGACACCGAGGAGACUACCACACCAGCAACCCUCGUGAUGACAAUCAUAAUCAUGGUGACAAUAAUCAUGGUGGCAAUAAUCAUGGUGACAGCCGUUGUCGGGAUGGUGAUGACCUUCGCAACUAUUCUUCCGUCGACCCCGCAGCAAUGGACAAAGACACUCCCAGGCAUCGCAGAAGAGCAGUAACUCCUCUAAUUCACUUGAGCUCGGAGGAAUCUCUACAACAACGGGCUCUCGAGAGACGUAUCGAGAAUCAGCAACGUGUGCUCGAGAAUGAACAGCGAGUGAUGCCCAAGAAAGCCCUGGUUUCGGAAUCGAACUCACUCGAAAAACGACCGCUUGGAGAUCGGGAUAAACGGGUCUCUGAUAAACGGGUCUUGGGUCUUGAACGAGGGCUGGGGGAACGGGUUCAUGGCGACCACAAGAUGGGAAGGAAGGCAGGCGAUCUGGGAAAAAGAGCUUCUCGCGAAGUAAAUGAUUAUCCGGCUGAAAAUGAGUAUCCGGACGACGAUGACGACGAGGCGACACCCGUUGCGCACCGUCCGACACGUCGAGAACUCUCGGGCCGACCGUAUGAUGCGGAACCCGUCCUUCCAUGCCGGUCUGCGCCUUGCAGAUCCACUGCAGAAAAAGACCACCGCUCUGACGGGGCGGAAAACGCCAAUUCACUGCCCACACGAGUGGUCACCGACUCGGCAAUCUCGCCCAGACGCGUCGGCACCGCUCCCCCGCAGCCCAUCUCGCCUUGUAUUCGAGGCCGGUUCAGACCGCGUUCGGAGACACCCCCCGCGCAUACACGGUCCCCUAUCCAUGCCGGCAGAAUGCUCGACUUGGAAGGGCCCUCCGUCGUCAAUCAGGUCGCAGAGCGCAUGGGCCUCGGAUCCUUCAGUAGCCCGCCGCCACCCCCUCGGCGCACGGCUGCCAAUCAUGGACUGCAGUCCAACCACGGAGUUCAGGCUUCAACGACCAGCAAGGGCAUCGGACUGCACCGUUUCUCCUCGGAAACCAGCGA
This is a messenger RNA of Gregarina niphandrodes, 1364 nucleotides long. RefSeq lists its product as hypothetical. The record is from RefSeq and is a predicted model, not a curated record. Lineage: Eukaryota; Apicomplexa; Conoidasida; Eugregarinorida; Gregarinidae. The transcript has a single exon. The annotation marks the transcript as partial.